Molecule: messenger RNA, 489 nt
Organism: Apis laboriosa (Himalayan honeybee)
Lineage: Eukaryota; Metazoa; Arthropoda; Insecta; Hymenoptera; Apidae
Product: polyprenol reductase
Exons: 4
Coding region: 1-489 (162 amino acids)
Biological process (GO): dolichol-linked oligosaccharide biosynthetic process; polyprenol catabolic process
Cellular component (GO): endoplasmic reticulum
Molecular function (GO): 3-oxo-5-alpha-steroid 4-dehydrogenase activity
Source: RefSeq, a predicted model, not a curated record
AUGGAAUCCUAUUUACCUAUUUUUUUAACUCGUACUUAUCGUUAUGGUAAAUAUUCUAUUAAUAUUUAUGAGCCAAUAGUUGCAAAAACAGAAGUACCUAGAAAAUGGUUUAAACAUUUUUACAUUUUUGCUGCACCAGCUUCAAGUUAUGUACUAUACUUGGUUAUUUGUAUAUAUUUAUGGGAGUAUAAUAUCUCCAAAAAUAUUAUGUGGAUAUUGGAUAUGUGUCUGGGAUCAUUUAGACAACCACUAGUAUCAUCAGAAAGUACAUUUAUAGCAAUUCUACUUUUAACUUUUCAUUGUUGGAAACGAUUAUAUGAAACAUAUUAUGUAAACAUCUUCAGUGAUAAGAAAAUGAAUGUGCUUCAUUAUAUAGUUGGAUUUUAUCAUUAUAUAGGAACCUUAAUAUGUAUUAUAAGUGAAUCUGAGGGUUUUGUUGAAGACAUGGACUGCGAUAAUGACUCAUCAAUGGUACAUGCAAACAUUUAA